AAUUUUGUUUUGUUUUGCGCGGUGGAAUAAAAUGUAUUCAUCCAACGAAAACAAAACAAAUGCUCUUCAUCGAUGUUGAGAAGUCUUCUUUGAGGGAAAGAGCAUAAGAUGUAGCCAUGGAGGACUGAUAACAGUUAUGUUGUUAGAUCGCUUGACUAAAGGACAGCAAAGUCCUCGCAAAUCCAUCUUCUCUGGCGAAAAAUUCGCUUCGUUUUCGCGCAAACCGCUCGCCAGAACAUUCUUCGACGAAGUGAAACUACGCACAUCCUUCCUCUUGGAGUCAACAGUUCUUCUCUGCAAUGGCGGAAAACGUCGGUGAAUUUGUUUACAACAAGAAGGACCUUAUAGGGCAUGGAGCUUUCGCUGUAGUUUUCAAAGGACAUCACAGAAAGAAGGAUGACUUUGUGGUGGCCAUCAAGGUGAUUGCGAAGAAAAAUAUUUCCAAGACUCAAAAUCUUCUAGCAAAGGAAAUCAAAAUUCUAAAGGAGCUCCAUCACGAAAAUGUCGUGUCGCUUUUUGACUGCCAGGAAACAUCCAACAAUGUCUUUCUUGUCAUGGAGUAUUGCAAUGGAGGAGAUCUUGCAGACUAUCUACGUGAGAAAGGAACCCUUAGUGAGGACACAAUUCAUAUAUUUCUACGACAGAUAGCCUUUGCCAUGUGCACCUUGCAGUCCAAAGGCGUGGUUCACAGAGAUCUAAAGCCACAGAACCUACUCCUGCAUCACUCUGGAACAACCACACCAUCACCCUCACAGAUCAAAAUAAAGAUUGCUGAUUUUGGGUUUGCAAGAUUUCUUCCUGGUGAAAUGAUGGCAGCUACAUUAUGUGGAUCUCCAAUGUACAUGGUGUGUGAAUUAAAUAGCUAUAUGACACUAACUCACUCAUCAAUGUUGAAUGUUAACCCAUUGUUUCUGUACAUUAUCAUUUCAGGUGAAUUCUUUGCUCAUCCCUUCUUGACUGGCAGAGCUCCUCACAAAGCAUCCACCCCAGUUGCCGUCCCAGUUCAUCAGCGGAAACACUCAGGUAGUCCCCAGGGAAUGAGGUCACCUUCUUAUUCACCAAACUAUGGCGCUGAAGCUUUGGGCGACAUAAGAGUUGAUCUGCUUCAUCGCAUAACUCCACCCUAUGACGCUACUGGCAUGUCCCCUCAGGACCCUCCCGCUGUCAUUAACAUCAGCUCCUCUGGGAACACCUCCAGUGCUCAGCUUAGUUCUCAAGGUGUUUACCCACCAAGCUCUACCCAGGAAGACGAGUUAGCCGCUGAGGGUUUCGUGCUUGUUCCAUCCAAUCCAGAGACUCCUAGAUUUCAACAGCAGAGAAACCCCUCAGACCCGCUGUUCCCAUUCUACGGCCAAUCACCCCCGAGGAGCAGCAACAGCCCCUAUUCGCCGUCUCCUCCAUUAUCUCGCACUCCUCAAAGAGCCACUUUCACCGUGGGUUCACCCUAUUCGACAUCGCCAACAUCACCCACUUCUCCUCUGGCACUCCCCCUACCCUUUCACAGCCCAACUUCGUCUCCAUCGUCAGCAGACUCCCCUCCAGUUGAAAUGCGUAUGAGAAGACGAACAAAUUCUUCUCCGGGACCAGCACCAAGCAGUCAGCCAUUUUCGUCACCACUGCCUAUUCCAAGAUCCAACACUGCUGGAGGCUUCGGGAAGCAGGCUUCCUCUAGGAAAUCCCCAUCUCCCACCUACUAUGGUGCAGCCGCUGCCGCAAGAAAGCAGAGAGGUGGCACUCCCACCAAGCCGUCCGUUGGCAAGAGCCCGACAAGCAGUCCCGGUCCAUUGAAGGAAAGUAGUCCUGUGACACAGAAACAAGUAGCGCAGUUCAUACCCAAGGGAUCUCCUACGCCACUCACCGCUGCUGCCCAAGCGAUAAACGAGCAAGUGAAGGGAUCUGAUAUGCCUGCAGGUCUAAAUCAGCCAGCAUUUACGGGAUUUUCAAACACGAGCGCUAACAAGGAGCUUGCACGCCCAGCAACGCGUACCAUUCGAAGAGCCCUGUCAAAUAUUGAGCCUUUGGUUUCUAGGCCGCCAGACAGCUCCCCACUCCUGACCGCUCUGGCACGUCAAUCAAAUGCAGGCAUAGGUGUACCAAUAACGGACCUCUCUGAACCAGGAGCUGAAGACAAACAGAUCAUACGCGUGCAUAGCUCGCCGGCCAUCUUAGCAAUGGGCCUACCCAGGAAGGGAAGCUUGUUAACAGCACCUGGGUUCCAACUUGGGACAGGAACCUCUUCUCCCACCUUCCGCCGGCAUUCGGGCGGAGGAUACACGCCUCUAAGAGGAAAGAGUCCGCCACUGUCGUCUUCACCCACUGGCCUUCCUACCAUACCUGGGUCGCCAACCAAGACGUCUCACAGCAAGGAAUUCAAAGAUGCAGCUGUCGAUCAGGAUCAGGAGAUGAAGCCUUUGAAGGGACUGUUCACUGUAGGGUCUUCUUCACCCAGGAGUGGCGAAAAUGGCAUUCUGUUUGGAUCCCACCCCGGGAGGCUGUUGGAAAACUCAAACAAGAACACUGGAGAGAAACCUGCCGUUGUGAGUCAAGGCACUAAAGUUACCCUGGGAUUUGGAAACAACUCUCCUCCCAAGAACCCCAAGCAGCAGCUUAUGGUUGCCCAGGAAACCGAGGCCUCUUCACCUGACAUGGAAGGUCCUAUAGCUCUUAUAGCUCCUGAAUUGCCGGAGGACACACUCUUGGAUGCGGAGCAUACAGAGGGUGUAAGGAAACUCAACUUUGUUUUGUUGCUGACAGAUGCUAUUCUUGAAGUAAACAGUGCUAGGGGAACUCCAUUCACAGUCCUGGCAGAUUCUGUGGCCAUCAAACAAAAUGAAAGCUUCCUCGCAGACCAGAUUGGAUUGAAAAGCGACGAGUUAAGGAAAAUGGAACAGCUCGUUCUGUAUGUAAAAGCUCUCCGUGCUCUCAAUCUUUCUCUGCUGUUUGCGCAAGGAGAAAUCCGAGUUGGACAUUUAAAACCAUCAAAUGCAGUCAAGAAUGUUUUAAACGACUUGAACAACCGUUAUCACCAGUGCCUCGAGAAGGCGUCACAACUAAAGCAGCUCAUUGAACCAGGAUUGCAAACUCUCGAUGGAAAAGCCAUGACGGUCAGUGCAGACAGACUGAUGUACCACUAUGCGAUGGAACAGUGCCAGAAUGCUGCCCUGGAUGAGCUGUUUGGUAAUCCAAAAGAGUGUAAGGUGAAGUACGAGACAGCCCAGGUUUUGCUUCAAGGUCUCGAGGAAGACGCGCAUACUGACGAUGAUCGGCGUCUUUUGCAGAAAUAUAAAAUUGCUUACCAGACAUCGCUGAGUCGAUUCGAAAAAGAUAAAACUUACGGAAGAGACGUUUGUUCGCAAGCAAGCUGCCUUUUAAGAGUCAAACUUUCCUUGAGUUCGUAG
Molecule: messenger RNA, 3398 nt
Organism: Orbicella faveolata
Lineage: Eukaryota; Metazoa; Cnidaria; Anthozoa; Scleractinia; Merulinidae
Product: serine/threonine-protein kinase ULK2-like
Biological process (GO): peptidyl-serine phosphorylation; autophagosome assembly; response to starvation
Cellular component (GO): cytosol; phagophore assembly site membrane; autophagosome
Molecular function (GO): ATP binding; protein serine/threonine kinase activity
Source: RefSeq, a predicted model, not a curated record